Penaeus chinensis is the source of this 2379-nucleotide messenger RNA. RefSeq names its product dynein axonemal intermediate chain 7 homolog. Gene Ontology annotation, cellular component: axoneme. The record is from RefSeq and is a predicted model, not a curated record. Gene Ontology annotation, molecular function: microtubule binding; beta-tubulin binding. Bases 1 to 2379 code for a protein of 792 amino acids. The transcript has 21 exons. Lineage: Eukaryota; Metazoa; Arthropoda; Malacostraca; Decapoda; Penaeidae.
AUGAGAAGCACAAUCCAUGAGGAAUAUGCAACAGAAAGGUGUAUGAAGAGCGUAGUGCACAUGCAGCUAACGACAUAUGACACCUCAGGAGUAUUUCAGAAGGAGGCGGAGGAGGCGGCUCGGCGGGAGGAGCAGCGGCGGGAGCAGAAGCGGCAGAGGAAAGAGCAGCUGAGGGCCACGGGAGCGCUGCUUCAGGAGCUCGACCAGACGAUGGAGCUCACCAGGGACAGGAUCAUGGAGGAGGAGGAGUGGGAGCGCAUGAUGCGUUGCGACGGCCUGCCUGACCCGACGAGCGUGCCCGAGAUGAACCGAUACCUGAGUUUGUGGCAGGCUGACCCCGCGUCCGCCACGCUCGAGGGCGCCCUCGCCAAGACCGAUCAGGUGAUACACGUAAGUGACUUUGCCCUGACCUUGGAUGACCUUGAAGCUGCGCCUGGCAUGUGUCGCAACGGGAAGGAUAAUAAGUUCCUUGAUAAACAUAAGUUUUAUUUUUUGGGGGUAAUAUCAGAGCUGGAGAAUGUCAUGGAGGAAACGAGGGACGCGACAGAGAAGCAGCUCAGGGACUGGAAGGAGAUCUGGCUCGAGCUGCAGGAGGCGCAGAAGGGGAAGCUGGACCAGGCGACCUACCACCAGCUGCUCGACCUCCGCCCUCACCUCGACCACGAGACGAUGGUAGCAUUUGGUGAUUGCAAAUAUUGUAAUACAUUGCAGGUAUAUUCCUUCUUUACGUCGUCUCCUCUGGUGUCCCUCGCCCUCUGGAGCAACACAACGCGGUCGCCGAAGAAUAAUAAUCAUCAGCUUGCUCUCACGUCUAGCCAGUUUAGAAAGGUGAAGGAACUGGGCUUCACCUUCACCUUGCCAGCGGACUUAUCAGAGGCGGAGUGCGUGGUGCGCGUCAUGAGGACGGAGUACGACCACUACUCCAAGUUCGCGCGGACCUACAACCCGCCGCUCGUCCCCGAGACCUGCGGGGAGCUCAUUGAUGAAGAGGAACCGGAAGAAACACCGAGAGAAGAUCCUCCGGCAGACAAAGAGGAGGUUGUCCAUGCACUUAAGACUGUCAUAAAAGUUAGGGCGGAGUUUAACUAUAGCAAUUAUAUGAGAGUGGUUAAUAAGGUCUCCAUCGCCAUUACAACUGAUAUUAGCGGCAGCAAAGGCGACAAAGACAAAGACAAGGACAGCGACAAGGACAGCAAGGGAGCCCCUCAGACGUCCACGAAAAAGGCGAAGCCGCCACACUACACCGACACCGCCGCUGGAGAACUGAACCUCCGUCGGUAUCGCGUUCAGGGCGGCGUCUACACCGUGGACCUGCUGGAGGUGCCCCCGCAGCCCCGGGUUCUGGCGGACUGUACCAUUACUCAGGUGGAGGAGGUGUGCACCGUGUCCAAGGUGGAGUGGGUGGCGCAGUACAACCCGCCCGCUCCUGCCGAGGCGGGGGGGCAGCGGCGGCGCGACCCGGAGGCCGUGGAGCAGGAGAUGAGGCAGCUGGAGAAGGAGAUGAAGAAGCUGCUGCUGAUCACGAUCAAGUUGCCAGACUCCGCCUUUUGGUUCGAACCUCCUCAGAUGGUGUUGUGGGACGAGAACAAACGUUGUUGGUCGACUGAUUACUUUCACGACGUCAAGUACAACGAAGACCAGUGCGUCAUGCAGGUGCGCACCAUGCGGCUGGGCGUGAUGGGCCUGGCCAUGAACCGCUACGCCAACCUGCCCUUCCAGAGCUGGGAGCUGAAGCCGAAGGGCGCGUCCUCGGUAACGCUCACCCUCAUCGCCGCCGUCGUCGUGGCCGACUUUACCAUCACGGUAAAGGCCUGCCCUUGUGUUCGUGAAGGUCAGGUGUGUCUGGCUAACCUGCAGGACGGCGCCCGAACAGCCCUCUCGCACCUGUACGGAAAGAACAUGAAGCCGGGGGCGCUCAUUAAGACCCUACAGUUCUACGGCAUCAACUUGUUCCCGGACCGAGAUUCCUACUGCUACAUCGACGGGCUCCCGACCAAGCACCGCCCGACGGAGCAGCACCUGUACAGAUGCAUGGCCCUCGUCGCCCCGGCCGUGCACUUCGCCUGGAGCAGGUGGAAUCUCCUGGCGGGGAAGACCAAACUCGUGUUCCAGAUGAAAACGAAGAAGUUGUUGACGGAUGAGAGUCAGCCGCUCGUGCUGGUGACGCCUCAGAGGACCUGCGUGCUCGAGUGCACGGAGAUCUCGCAGUCCUUCUCGAACAAUCCCGAAGAACCGAAUAAGUACUACGCUGACUUGUACCAAAUGGUGCUUGGUGACUUGGGCUCCUCCGUGCGGCAGACGGUGGAGGCCGCGUCGCCCGUCUUCAUCCACACCAUCCACUCCAUGCUGAAGUCGGCGUCGGUCAUCUCCUACUGCUGA